Mytilus californianus (California mussel) is the source of this 4238-nucleotide messenger RNA. RefSeq lists its product as uncharacterized. The transcript has 28 exons. The coding region runs from base 81 to 4037 and encodes 1318 amino acids. The record is from RefSeq and is a predicted model, not a curated record. Lineage: Eukaryota; Metazoa; Mollusca; Bivalvia; Mytilida; Mytilidae.
UUUGUUUGGUUGCCAACAUAACACAGCGACCAGAAGCUGACUUGUUUGGAGUGACCGAGUCAGAUGGAUUCUUUCAUGUAAUGACCAGUAGUACUGCCCUUAAGUUUGGACAAAAAUACAAUGAGACUUACAUGGGAACAGAUAUAAUAAGAGGGAUAAAUGUUGACCAUUGGAGAGCAUGUUUACAUUGGAAUAGGUCUAAUGCUAAUUUUACUGUUGACUAUUACUUCUCAAAACCUAAUUCUUGGAAGACAUCCUCAGAUUUCCUCACUGUACCUGUUAGAGCAGAUGUGACAGGAGAAUUUAUUCAUGCAGAUGGCGGCAACAAAGCUUUCCACCAUAUUUAUGAAUACCAUGCUUUUGCAGGAAGUCUAGACCUUGAUAGUAAUCCAGCCGUUUUUGAGACACCUCCAGGUGUAAUAUGUCAGGGAAGAAAAAAAACUAAGCCAGUACCAGAUUUCCCUAAACAGUUUUACUAUAGACAAGAACUUGUUGUGUCAGGAAUUGUUACAUAUAUAGAUGUGUGGUAUAUAGAAAAGUAUAAAUAUUUAAGAUACGAUUCCCGUCCACUAAGGCCUACCAAUGCUUUCUAUACAACUAACCCAGUGACAGAAGUAUUGGACUAUAAUACAGGUGUUUAUUUCUAUAAAGAUAAUAUUUUGGGUAAUUGUACGAUAUUACCUCUGAAGAAAUCAUCAUUUGGUGCCAAAUUUAACCGUAAAUUGACAAAUCAAACAGGUGAUUUUAUGUUGGGAAUGCAGAACCCACUGGAAUUGUUCUAUCUGGAUAAAGGCUUUACUUUUGUGGGAACGAGACCCUGUAGAGAACUAACUUGUGAUGUAUUUUCUGCUAUUAAAAACAAUUUUGUAAUAAAUGGACAGUUGGAUACUGCAAAUACUACCAUUGAAGUUUUUUUAUUAUCUACUGAUAGUGGUUUAACUAUUUAUCCAGAGAAUGGUCUACACCUUCCAACAGUUGUACCAGUUAUGAUGACAUUAAAUGCUGAUUCAGUUGGUUAUUCAGAAACAAUACAGUUUUAUGAUUUUGAUGAUAGUGAUCCUGAUAUCUCUGUAUUUGAUGUAUCUUCAUGUUACAAUGAUAUGUCAAAGUUGAAUUUUAAUCUCAGAUUCCCAGGUAGAAUGGCUAUAGACAGACAUAAAGCAACAUUACAGUUGACCCAACUAAAAUUGGCAGAAACAAUGGGAAUUGAAAUAACCAGAUUGCAAAAUUUAAGGAUCGAUAUAGAUUAUGCUGAUGUGUAUAUACAUGCUUCCUUACUUGACCGUACUCCUGCCACAUCUCAAUUUAAUUAUGUUGGGAAUAUAGAAGUAAUAGAUCAAGGAGAUAUGUAUAUUGGAAAUGUCCUCACUCCAAUGCAGUGUGCUGAUCUGUGUAUAAAUGUAAAUUUUACAUGUAACAGCUUUGACUUCUGUCAACAAGACCCACAGAAAACUUGUAGACUCAAUCAAAAACAUGUCUCUGAUGGAUUAAAGACACAAACAAGCAAUGUCUGUGGUCACUUUUCAAGAACAGUGAACGGUCCAAGAAUACCAGAAAAGACCAUACUACAAGCUUAUCAGUCAUUAAGAUUAGCAGUCUAUAGUAAACAGUUUCAAAUACAAGUAGAAAUGGAUAAUCAGGAGAUGUUAUACUAUCUUGCUGUUGAUACAUCAGUAGAGUUUGGUGCUGCCAAACCUACAAUUAUGCCGAAAAUCAGUGGUCAGGUCUCUUACACUCAAGAAGUAGUCAUUCCAAAUUUGGCACAGGUUUAUGUCAGCAAGGUAUGGUAUGACUCUAGCUACAAAUUGGCUAGAUAUGACUACCAUGAUUCUAAAGGUGUACCACCAUUCUAUUCCAUCAAUCCAAUGACGAUAAUACAUGAUUUUAGCACAGGUCUUCAGUAUGUGAUAGACAAGUAUUAUGAGAACUGUACUAUAUCACCAAUCACACCAGGCCAAUACGACUCAGAACUUAAUCCACAAGAGUACAUGAAAGACAAAUCGUAUGUGAUUAAAAUGAAAAGUCCAAUAGAACUAUUCCACUUAAAUACAGAAACAAGAUAUGUAGGACAGAAAACUGUGAGAAAUUUAUUAUGUGAUGUAUUCCUGGGAAUGAUUCAGAGUUAUUCAAUGCCUGGACUGAAUGGUUCACAUCCUGCUAUACUAGAGUAUUAUUUCUUGACAGGUGGUUGGACAGAAGUUGGAAAGGAUGAUGAUGCUAUCAAUCCAUUUGUUCCUGUUAAACUAGAUAUAACUAUUGUAGAUCAAGGUCUCUUCUUUACCUAUAAUUUUUUCAACUUUGAAGUCAGUCAUCCUGAUAUAAUGGUAUUUGAUAUCCAGAAAUGUUAUACAGACAAGCAGCAGCAUCGAUUCCAAAUCAAAUUUCCUGGUCCUUUCCAUCCAUUUAUUGACAUCAAUCGGAAGAUGUUUGUAGAAUUAGCUGUAUUAAUGACCAGUCAAGCUGCUAGUGUUUCUCCACUUCGAGUUCAGGAGGCUAGGAUUGAUCAUGAUGAUGAUAAUAUUUACGUCACAGCAACACUGAUGGACAAACCACCAUUUUUGGCUGAAUUCACAAAGAUUGCAGGGAAGGUGAUGCCACAUAAAUCUGCUGGUUUUUUCGUAGACAUAUCAACAGCAGAUGAUUGUGCUCAUGCCUGUGUUCAGACAAAGAGUUUCCCCUGUAACAGUUUUGACAUUUGUUCAUCAGUACAUUAUUGUUUUAUCAGUACAGGGCAUGUUUCUUUUGGACAACUUGUUAGUAAUGGAUCUAUAUGUGAUCAUUAUUCAAGAACAGAAAACGCUACAGUUAUACCAAGCCCAGACCUUUAUACGGCCUAUAUUAACCUGAAAAAUGAUAUUUACUCAGGAAUCUUAAAAGUUAAUAUACCUACUAUAAAUGAUACUAUAAAAACCUAUACAGCAUUGACAAUAAGGGAUACAAUUUUACAACAGACCAAUGUUCCACAAGGUGGGAGACCACUUAAAAAGUUUAGUCUAUUUAAAAACAAUGUCAUUUACAAACAUAAUGAUGAGAUAUUGACAGGAGUAGCAGUAGAUGAUUGUGCCGUGGCCUGUCUGUUGGAAGAAUUGUUUGAUUGUCAAUCCUUUGAAUACUGUCAAGCUACAGAGAUGUGUUAUCUCAGUAAAGUACAACCAGAUAUAAACACUACAUUACUGGCUCCGAGUGAUUCAUGUAAUCUUUAUUCAAGGUUGUAUUUAGACAGAUAUGAUAAGACCCCAGGUGUGAUGUACACAACCCCAGGGUAUGAAACUAUAACUGGUAUCCAGACCGACAAUUUAUGUGCUCAGCAAUGCUCUAAGGAUCCUGACUGUAAAUCAUUUGACUAUUGUAUCAACACAUUAUCAUGUCAGCUGAGAAGGACGCAUAAACUAGAAAUGCCUAACAACACCAUGACAGUUCAGGCAACCUGUAACCAUUAUUCACGUAAAUAUAUAAAUGAUUUCGUGAUAAAGACUGGCAGAGAUAUGAUGAUAGAUUCUAGUCAGGAGAUCAUUGGUAUAACUGCUGAUCAAUGUGCCAAACUGUGUGUAGAUCAGGAAGCUGGUAACUGUAGGUCAUUUAUAUACUGUGGUAACCAGACUGUGUGUCGACUCAAGUCAAUGCCAUCCAAACAGGCAGUGGUAGCUAGUCAAUAUUGUGACUUAUAUCUCAGAAGUUUUAAUCCAGAUUUGCCACCACCUGCACAAGGAUGUAAUAAUUCAAAUCUACCUCCAUCAAGAUGGACAACAAAUCCUCAUGGUACACAGACACCUGUCAUUACUAAUAGACCAGGGAUAACCAGUACAAAUACCGCCUCAAAAUCAACCAUUACAAAUAGUGCAUUAAAACAAAACAAUAGUAUUUGUUCUCCACAGAAACAAGUAGAAACUAAAAAUAAUCCAGGUGUUAUGGUAGGACUGGCCUUUGGUGUGUUUAUACCAGGACUUAUAUUGGGAGCACUUGUCAUGUAUUUUUAUAAGAAAUACUCAAUCAGAUCUGAUGAUAUGCAUAUGGAACUCAUUACAGAUAAUAAAUAAUUCAUUGAAAAAUCUGACACCAGUCCAAAUAUUCCAGGAAUAAAUGUAUUUUCGCUAAUUUAAGAUGGCCCCUCACAAUAAUGAAGGCCUCAGCACAAUGAGCAGCGAUUUAGACUAAGGACUGCAAACUUAUUUAUUUAAAAAUGUCUUUACAUUGGAAUCUAUCAUUUGUUAAAUAUAUUAAAUGUAAGAAUGUUCAAA